AUGUCUUUUAUUGGUGACUUAUCUCAGCCAGGUGAUCGUAAAUAUGAUAACGACCCCGCCUUUCGCACAUUCAAACGCCAGCUCUAUCAUGCGUCAUGGGCUGCGGUUCUGAGCACGUUGAAGGCAGGCAUGACCACCCCAGUUGUUCGUCGUUGUCCGGAUGGCCACUUCCGUCGUGUUAUUUACGACUUUGGUCCAUUCAUCGCCGACUAUCCUGAGCAAGUUCUUUUGGCGGGCGUUGUCCAGGGCUGGUGUACCAAAUGUACAGCCCCUGUGCAUGAUCUGGAUGGGCCGAUUUCGACAAGCCGAGACCAUAUUAUGACGGAGGAGAUUAUCGACACAUUUGACGGUGAAGCCAAGGUACUCUGGGAAAACUAUGGCAUCAAUACCGAUAUUAUCCCGUUUACUAUGGAUUUCCCUCGUGCCGAUAUCCAUAAAAUGCUAUCGCCAGAUCUUCUUCACCAGUUGAUCAAGGGGACGUUUAAGGACCAUCUCGUCGAGUGGGUGAGCGAAUACCUUUAUCUCGUCCACGAAAAAGCGGAGGCGGAAAGGAUCCUCGAUGAAGUUGACCGUCGGAUUGCAGCGGUUCCAUCAUUCGCUGGUUUUGCGUCGUUUCAAACAAGGUACUUGUCACUGCUUCGAUUGUCUCUAACCAUUUGCCAGGUCUAUCUGCCGGCACUUAAAGACCUUGUCCCUUGUGAGCUCGUGGAAGCGCUUAGUAGCUUCCUUGAUUUUUGUUAUCUUGUAAGACGUCAGGACUUUGACGAAACAACAUUACAGGCUGUCGACACUGCUCUUGCGACUUAUCACGACCGUCGAGAGUUUUUCCGAACAUCAGGAGUUCGCCCCGAUGGGUUUUCACUUCCGCGACAGCACUCAAUGUGUCAUUACGUCCGCGACAUUAAACAGUUUGGUACUCCAUAUGGCGUCUGCUCCUCCAUUACCGAAUCUCGCCACAUUACUGCGGUAAAGAAGCCCUGGCGUCGGUCAAGCCGUUUCGAGGCAUUAGGGCAAAUGCUACUCACGAAUCAACGUCUCGACAAGCUCGCUGCUGCUCGUGCAGACUUUGAAGAGCGAGGAAUGCUGCGACCCCAAUACCCUACCCUCCCCGACAAAAUUAUCUCCGAGGAUGAUGCCGAGGAGGAGGAAGCUAUUGAUAGCCCCGGAACGGUCAUACCCGGCUCGUCCUGGCGAGCUCGGGAAUCAUAUUGGAGUUCCUCAAUUUACAUCGCUUCUCCAAGCCUAUCUCCGCCCCCCUUCUCCGCCCCCAGCUCUGAUGAAGACGAUGAAAUAAUUCCCGACGAUAUCGACCUGGACGACAUUCGGAAUCUUGCUGUUUUCCACUCGGCAAUUGCGAGUUUCUACUCGCCAAGUGACCCCUCUGGCAUUCGCGGAAUGAAACGAGAGCGGAUUCGAUGUACUCCGUCAUGGCGCAAGCAUGGCCCUCGACGUGACUGCGCGCUCCUGGUGGAGAACGAGGACAUUGCUGGGUUCAAAGGAAUGAGCGCUGUUCGUGUGCGGCUCCUCUUCUCCUUCACCUAUCAGGGCACUCACCAUCCCUGUGCCCUCGUUGAAUGGUUCAAGAAAGUUGCACGCCGCCCGGACCGCCAGACGGGCAUGUGGAUUGUGAAGCCAGAGAUGAGGAAUGGGUCGCGUCUACUGACCAUCGAGCAUCUAGACAGCAUGCUUCGUGCCGCACAUCUAAUUCCUGUCUUUGGACAGCGUGAAAUUCCUCGCGACUUACGCUACAUACACUCUCUUGACGCUUUCGAAGCUUUUCAUGUAAAUAAGUAUAUAGACGCACAUGCGAAUGAAAUACUAUUUUAG
Messenger RNA from Mycena indigotica, 1827 nucleotides. Its product is annotated as C2H2-type domain-containing protein. NCBI's taxonomy places the organism in Eukaryota, Fungi, Basidiomycota, Agaricomycetes, Agaricales, Mycenaceae. The record is from RefSeq and is a predicted model, not a curated record. The coding region runs from base 1 to 1827 and encodes 608 amino acids. The transcript has 6 exons.